This is a messenger RNA of Dreissena polymorpha, 4256 nucleotides long. RefSeq lists its product as uncharacterized. Bases 123 to 4256 code for a protein of 1377 amino acids. The record is from RefSeq and is a predicted model, not a curated record. The transcript is spliced from 5 exons. NCBI's taxonomy places the organism in Eukaryota, Metazoa, Mollusca, Bivalvia, Myida, Dreissenidae. Gene Ontology annotation, molecular function: ATP hydrolysis activity.
GUUUCCCACAAUGCAAAAUUCAUGCAGGUUAUGGCGGCCAUGUUAGAACUUCUGGAAUAUGUUGCGAAACUUUAACCAACAAUGAGGACUGUGGACUACGAUUUCGCUGAUAUCUGAACAUCAUGCCGGUGAUGGAGAAUAUGGAAUUAAAAGAACUUUCAAAUGAAACACAGACGUGUCUUUUCUUGGAUACGUCUGUUACCAUCUUAUUAACUCCUGUAUGUUUAUUCACAUUAUUAGGUAUUGUCACAUAUUUAUCUUACACUUUUUUCCGGGAACGUUGCAACAUACACAAUUUAGUAAGAGUACACACCACUACUGUAAUUAAGACAUAUACAUCAUUUUUGAGUAAAGAAACGAAGUCGUCUGAAACAAAUCUAGCCUCGCUCAUUGAGGAAACUGCACUCGCUAAUCGACGUGCUCUCGAAGAUGUAGGAAUAGAUAUAAAAGAAAAUCAGCAAGAUUGUUGUAAUGAGAUGUUUGCACAAAUUAAGGAUCAUAUUAACAAGAGAAAAUACACCGACACCGAUAACAAAACAGCGGCAGGACAAGACGAGUACGUUGCAAAAUGCCAGGAACUGAUCGAACGUAUGAAGAGGCUUUACGGAGACAACUUAAAUCAAGUAACCAUAUCCCCAUUGAAUGACUACAAACAUGAAAAAUUAGGCAAUGUCUAUAUGCCGCCAAAAAUUGUUCACAUGUGCGAGGACAACGGUGUGUUUAAGAAAACAAAAAUACAUGUUACACAGUACAAGGAUGUGUUUUUCAAAGAUGACAAAGUUAACCCACGAAUAUUUCUUCAAGGAGAGGCGGGGUCUGGAAAGACAACAUUUCUAGCAAAGUUGGCCCUAGAAUGGUGUAGAGAAUCGCAUGUUUCUAGUGCAUCGGAUAACAGCUCACUUUUCUUUAAUGAUGUCGACGUUUUGCAAAGCUUUGUGUUCGUUUUCUAUAUUACAUUGAGAAAUUCGGUAAAACAAUUUGACGUAUAUACAUUGAGUAAAGAGCAAAUAAUAGACACUAUAUACUCCUCACAGGAAGACCGUGAGCAGGCUUACAGACUAUUGAAUGAGAUCAUGAAACGUGAACGUUGCUUGGUACUACUUGAUGGUCUAGAUGAGUGGACCGGACCUGGAGACCAUCACAACCUACCGACAUUGGUACUAGAACAGAGCCAAUGUGUGCUGUUAUUUUCAACACGACCUUGGAAAUUGACUGUAGUUAAAAUUAUGCCUUUGGACAGAUACACAUCCUUGCAUCUGGAAGGAAUAAACAAGCCGUUUGAGUUCAGCAGAAUAAUCCUGAGCUGCUUGGUAGAUAAGGAUGAGCUUGAAUUAAAAUACUCAGCAUUUGAGCAGUACAUAGAGAAACAAGAGCUUGGCGAAUUACUGUUAUCUCCAAUGAUGCUCUCUGCCAUUGUUUGUUCAUAUGCAGAGGGAAUAGAACUCAAAGGCUCAAAGUGUGAAAUAUACACCCUUUUAGUGGAAAGUCUUUUUAAGAAAGCCAACAGUAACACGUGUACAUUCCAACAGUCCCCCUUUCCGUGCUUCAUACGGACUGAAUACAUACAGCCAAAUUUGGAACAACUGAAUCGUCUUGCUGAAAUGGCCUUUCAUUUGUUGUUUGUAAAUGCAAAAGAAAACUCACUAGUGUUUAAUAUUACAGAGUUGAAGAAAUUCAAGAUGGAUGAGCGAAAACAACAGGACUUUGUGCUAAAGUCUGGAAUUUUAUCGGCAAAACUAACGGCCUCUACACUGCGAUCAUCGUCAUCAUUUAUGUUUAUCCACAAGAGCAUGCAGGAAUUCCUCGCGGCGUAUCAUAUCGCCUGCAAUACGAAUCUUAUUGAUGGUAGUAUUUCUGUCUACCUUAACCGUCACCCGGAAGCCUAUCUCGACAUAUCACAGGUGUUUAUAUUCCUGUGUGGACUGGAUGUAUCAUGUGCGGAAAAGCUAUCAAGCAUGAUGGAUGAACGCGAUGCUUUGGAUACAUUCCAUCUUUCAUACUGUCACAAAAUGUUUAAUACAAUCGUACUUGCAGGGUUGAGAGAAGCUAAUGCAAAUGGAUAUUCCGACAUUGCCCUAAAACUCAGUCACUUCAACUUCAAUAACAACAAUAUCAUUGACCUUCAUAAGAUUUGGGAAAAUAACGCGGCUAAUGCCAUUGUGUUGAGAGUUGACAUCGAUGACAGGAAACCCUUAGAAAACCCACGAAUUUCACCUGGAAAUGACGAGUGUGCAUCUCAGAUUACAUUUGACCUUCAUUCGUGCCUGGAGCUGAGACGUUUAGAGCUAAGUGGACGUUGCAUAUUGGGAAAAGAUUCUGCCAGUGUGGGCACAUUGGAAUUUCCGGUCUGCAUUAUUCUAAAUAUUGCCGAUCCAACCCAGUGCACAGAGCUUCCUCCUGUACGUCCCUCCAUCAAAUACAUUGACUUGACCAGUGUCACAUGUUCCUGUACCUGGCUACGCAGUCUGCUUAGCAUGAUGCUGACACGUAAUUGUCCAAUGUACUGUAAUCUGCGUGACUGUCACUUAACUGCGUGUGGAGAGGGCGAAGUCAACGCAUCAUACACGACUGGACACAUAUCUUUAUACGUACGUCAUCACAAAAGGAUAUCAAUAAUCCUAGGUGAUGAUACCGGUCUGUGGGAGAUUCUGCAUGGUCUGAGUAUUAAGAGUCUGAGUCUGGAUGGUUGGGGGGAGAGCGGUUGUAGAGUGAAUCAUGAAAAGUCGUUCUCACAGACGAUAGCAUCGCUCUCAAAGCUGGAAGAACUAGAUAUUACAAUGGAUGAAUUGACUCCUUGUGUGUGGGAUGCUCUCCGUGGUCUGAAUAUCAAGAGUCUGACUCUGAGCAGUAGGGAGUUGGGAGGUUAUCAUGCAGAGUCGUUGACUCAGUUGCUAUCAUCGCUCAAGAGGCUGGAAACACUAGAUAUUACAAUGGAUGAAUUCACUCCUUGUGUGUUGGAGGCUCUCCAUGGUCUGAAUAUCAAGAGUCUGGCUCUGAGAAGUAAGGAGUGGGGAGAUUGUCAAGCAGAGUCGUUGAGUCAGUCGCUAUCAUCGCUCAAGAGGCUGGAAACACUUGAAAUUUGUGUGACUGAAGACAGUCCUGGUCUGUGGAAGGCUCUCCAUGGUCUGAACAUCAAAAGUUUGCGACUGGAUGGUUGGAAGGGGGACGGUUUAAAGAUAAAUCAUUCAGAGCCGUUGUCUCAGCCACUGUCAUCGCUCGCACAGAUGGAAAAGCUUACCAUUCACGUUCAAAAAGACAGUCCUUGGGAAGCCCUUUAUGAAUCGUUGUCUCAGUCACUUGCAUCUCUCACACGUCUGGAAACCCUUAUAAUUAGUGGGGAAAUAGACAGAAAUGGUCUGUGGGCCGCUCUCAAUGGUCUGAAUAUCAAGAGUUUGAGUCUGCGUCGGUUUGGUAAAUGUAGAGGUUUGCCUGCAGAGUCGUUGUAUCAGUCAUUAUCAUCGCUCACACAGCUGGACACUCUUUGUAUUGAGAGGGGGUGUGAUUGUCCAGGUCUGUGGGAGGCUGUACAUGGUCUGAAUAUCAAGCAUCUAAGCCUGAGUGGUUUGUGGAUACAUACUGGAAUUGACGUGAAGCAUACAAUGUCGUUGUCAAAGACACUUUCAUCGCUCACUCAGCUUGAAACACUUAGUAUUGAUGUGGAGCAUGAGAGUCCUGGUAUAUGGGCAGCUCUCCAUGGUCUGAAUAUCAAGAGUCUGAGUCUGAAUGGCGUGUGGAAAGGUUCCGGAAUUGACGUGAAGCAUGCGAAAACAUUUUCUCAGUCGUUAUCGUCACUAACACAGCUGGAAACGUUAACACUACAUGUACAUACAUACAUCGCCCUGCAGGUACCUCAAUCAUUGAAGAAUUUAAAUAUCUACUAUGACACAAUGCUUCCAUCCGAAUUGCGCGAACUUGUGGACUCAUUGGCUACAUGUACUCAUACAAUUGAGAGUAAGCUAGAAUUUGGUUGCGCUUCUAGUGUUGAUCCCCCAGAAUGGAUCCCAAUUCAGGAAUACAUUCCAGUUCAACAGGAACUGGCUGCACGGAAAAAUGAUGCAGUAAAACGAUUCCGGAUAUAUGAAUGGCCUGAUUCUGCCGGUUAUGCCAUGUCUGUACGUGACAUUGGUGAUGUUGAUGACGCUGCUAGCGAUAUCCUUGAAGAUGAUGUUUAUAAAAGAUUUGCUAAAUAUAUUGAUCGUUACAAAAUCAAUCGAAUUUCAAUACUCAUUGAGAUAAGUCCAGGCUCAAUAUCUUGA